CACUAGUCAUGAGCUGUGGUGAUGAUGUGGUUCCUCCUUCCUCUUGUCUACAUCGCUCUCACUGAGCUGGUGAUCUUGCAGUGUGUACAAGGUGAAGACCGGGCCAUUCUAAGAGGUGGAAACGAUCCAUGUCACGGCUACGUUGAAGUCUACCAUGGGGGCAAAUGGGGCUACGUUGGCGAUACAAACUGGGACAGGUUCUCCGAAGAAGUGGCGUGCAAAAGCACUCACUGUGGGAGUCCGGUGGAGGGUCUAACAGAAAAUGUUCUAAGGCCAAUCGGUAGCAAAGUGUGGCUCAACGAAAUGAAAUGCACAGGAAAAGAGCGUCAACUGUGGGAAUGUGGAUAUCCGGGUCCUGGUUGGGGCAUCAGCACUUACCGAAAGGCGACUGUGAAAAAGAUUAAAUGUUCAAAUAAAAUCCAAAUAACGUUGGAUGGAUUUGGAUGUGCGGGAACAGUCCGGUUCUCCACAGAUGGGGGAACAAGGGCAGGCUACUUUUGUGCUGACUUGUGGGGAAAGGAGGAAGCUGAUUUUUUCUGUAGAAACAUCAGUUGUGGUCUAUCCAAGGAGAUUGAUGUGCAUCCAUGGAUGAUUUGGAAAACAUUCCAAAACUCAAAGAGGAUGCUGGUCAACUGUUCAGACAUUAAAAGUAUAGAUAAUCUGUGGCAGUGUGUAAAGGAGAUGGGGAAAACAGCAUGCAAAUAUCCUGCUUCUGUCAUAUGCGAAGGUUAUACGAGACUGCAGCUCAAAGGAAACACAUCAAAUGUCUGUUCUGGGCAGCUGGAAACAGAGGGAAAUGGCACAUGGAAGCCUUAUGAAAUAAACAUAACCAGUCCUGAUGUGUGGUGCCAGCAAAUGUACUGUGGUACCAGCCACAGUUGGGAUGACGAUGGCAAACGGCUGACAUGCACAGACAAUGUUAAGGUUGUUCUGAUGGAUGGUAAAAAACCCAGCAAGUGCUAUGGUGCAGUUCAUAUUAAUGUGAAUGGUUCACAGUACCCUGUAUGCGCCUCCACCUGGACCGGAACCGAAGCUGAUGUGGUUUGCAGGGAGCUAAGCUGCGGGAAUGUGGUUAGUCAUAAUAAUAUUCCGGGGUCUACGGAACAAGGGGCGAUGGACAAUGUGAAAUGCUUAGGCAGUGAGUCCUCACUGUGGCACUGUCGGGCCAAGCGUGACAACAAUGCUCUACAUUGUUCAUCCACAAUUCACCUAGUCUGUGCAGGUAGUAUAGCAGUGAGAUUGACAGACGGUCCUGGAAAAUGUGCUGGGAGACUGGAGAUCCAGCAUGAGGGUGGAUGGAGACAGGUUGAUAAAAAUGGAUGGACAGACAUCAAUUCAGACACUGUCUGCAAACAAAUGAAGUGUGGGAGAAAUUCCGCCAGUCUUGAAAAAUUCAGACAGGGUUCAGGUGAUUUCCUUCGUCAUAUCGUGAGUUGCAACUCAAGCGACUCACACAUAUCUGCGUGUUUUACUAAUAAAAUGUCAAACAACGCAUUCGGGAAGGAGGAGACAGUGGGAAUAACCUGCCAGGAGCACCGGGUGGUAUUUCUGGCGGGAGGUGAGGCCUGUUCUGGCAUGGUGGGGAUAGAGCAUGGCAACAAUACCUACUGGCUCUCCGGUUCUGACACUACGUGGAACAAUGAGUCUGCAGGCGCAGUGUGUCGGCAGAUGAACUGUGGGGGAGUUUUCAACUACACUUCCUCCACCCGUAAUACCCAUAUGGAGACAUGGGAUAAAGCUUACAACUGCUCAUCUGACUCCAAAUCUCUGUUUGAAUGUGAAAUUAAGACACGGUCAUCUGUCGACAAUGACACUAUUGCCACUGUGUUCUGUUCAGGAAAAAUCAAAGUAAACCUGACCAAGAAGUGUUGGGGGGAAGUCAACGUUUGUUUGGAAGGAAGGUGUGGAGGUGUGUGUGCAGACUCCUGGACAUUCAACCAAUCCAUGAAGCUGUGUAAAGACCUUGGUUGUGGGGAUAACGUCCUUCAACCCAUCAAAAAGCCUACAGAAACUCAGGUGAUCGUAAAGAGUCUGCACAGUACAAAGCAGACUACCCCCCUUACCCAUUCCAACUUCGUAAGAAUGGCUGAAGAUGAUACCACCUGUAACCAAAACCCAGCCUAUGUCGUUUGCUCAGGUAGUGUCAAGCCCAGAUUUAAUUCUUCCAGAGACAAAUGUUCUGGAAAUGUGGAGAUUUUCUAUGAAGGCGACUGGCUCCAAGUGUGCAAGGCUGCUCUUCAAAAUAAAGAAGCACAGCACGUCAUCUGUGAGGAGCUGGAAUGUGGUCAGGCUGUCAGCAGUACUGACUACCUCGGGGUUGAACAAAAAACGCUUCAUGCCGUUUCGAAGUUAGAGUGUUCUAAGAAUGACAUAAAGUCAUUAAAAGCAUGUCGAAUCGAAGCUCAAAGCUCGAGCUGCGCUUUUGCUGGCCUCCAGUGCACCAACUGGAGAAAGAUGACAGUCAGCGACGGCUGCAGUGGAGCGGUAUCUAUUCACUCAAAUGGAAAUCAUAGCGCCGUUUCCAGUGAGGGCUGGACAGAAACUGAAGGGGAGAGGCUUUGCAAGGAUCUGGACUGUGGCAGCUUCAAAUCAAAAAAGAUUUACAAUACAUCGGGAAAUCCUUCUCUCUGGGCAAGAAAUUUCAGCUGUGCACCUGGAAAGAAUCCAAAAAACAUCUGGGACUGUGAAACGCAAGCCUCAGGCAAAGAUGCAGCAAAGACGCAGCAGCUCUUUAUUGAAUGUGAAGAUGAGCCCAAUGUCACCUUGUCAGAGAAAUGUCAUGGUUUAGUGAAGAUAAAUGAUGUGGAAGUGUGCAACAGUGGCUGGAACAAGAAGUAUUCAGACUUGAUUUGCCAAGAACAAGGUUGCAGCAAUGCUUUAUCAACUUACUCAGACCUACAGCCUAAACCAGAUGCUAAGUACUACCACGUCAGUUGUGAUGACUACCAUCACAAACUUGGCCAGUGCAGGAGAGUCUUGGGAAAAUGUGAUCAAACGUUGGUGAAUGUUUACUGUGUUGGUGAUAUCAAGUUCAAAACCAAAGAAACAUGCGGAGGUCAGCUUCAAAUAUAUUAUAGAAAAAAAUGGGAAGAUAUUUGUCCCCUGAGUCUUACUAAGACCUUUUUGGAUAAGCUAUGUGAAGUGCUUGGUUGUGAAAAUUACAUUGAACAAUUUCUUAAAUCUGAGUCAGGCAACCUCGACCUGAAACUAUCAAUGGAAUGCUCCGACGAUCACCUGGACAUAAAACACUGUCUCAAAGAAAUGUCUUGUCAAAGAAAAAGGCCUGCUGAGAUCUACUGUACAGGGUAUGUCACCAACCAAACCACACCAACGCCACAGUCCAAGACCGCGACAGUGGCUAUUAGCGUAGGAGUAGGAUCGCUUUUGGUUCUGGUGACACUGUUUUUUUUAUUUGUACGAAUCUGCAUUGUCAAGAAAUUCAAGAACGUCAUGAACACACCGUCGAAAAUGCUGUCAAGAAAAGAAGUAGAGUUUGAAAGUGGUGACUAUGAGGAUAUCACAAGCAAAGCAAAUGAAAUGGAAGACUUCAAUCGUGGCAGAUUCAGAUCACAGACUGACGUCAUCAAGGAGAAUGAUGCACAUAGCAAUUCCUCUUUUCCUUACGAUGAUGUUGAUGAAGCAGUUGAAGCUCAGCCCCUGACCUCUCAUGCUGCCAUUGAUGUUGCCUCAAGAGUCAACUACUUCCAUGAAGGCGCCCCCGAUCAAAGCGAUGAUGGGGUGACCUACGAAGUGGACGACCCACAGGAGAGUUAUGACGACAUUGAACCCAGCCCUGAAAUCACACAGACUAAAGCUGAAGUCCAUGACGGCCCCAGAACUACACCUAAAAGCAAUGCAGUGGCACCUCCAGAACUGGUGCAGGGCAAUGAGGACUACUUAGAGCCGGGCCAAGAUGGGUGAGCCAAACCUGGGUUUAAAACCUACUGAAAUAAAAUUCAAUCGGGCAAAGUGGAUCACCCCAAAACCCAGGCCCCUUUUUACCCUUACAAAAUUGAAAAACUUUCUUAAAAAAAAUUGAAAUUACCAACAGACAAAUAAUAUUUAAGUCUUUUUUUUUUUAUACAGCAGACAUUUGCUGAAGUGGUUAUAAAUAAAUUUACUGAUAAUACAAAAAUUUAGUUUAAAAAAAAAAUCCGGAUGCAUCUCUGGAUAUAACAAGUUGAGUUAUGCAUUUCGAUCUGAAAUACAGAUAGGUACAAGAUUCUACAGUUUAUGACUAGGAAAAAGAACAUGUUUCUGACUGAUUGUGUACUGCUCUUUAGCAAACCUUCCAGCGAGAUAAAUUUUUGCCUCAUACCAUUUCAUUUUCCAUGUAUUAUUAAAUGUACAACAGCUGAGAAAAACUUUAUUUUUGUUCAAAUGUGCGAAGUUAGAGUCAUAAGAAUUUCAGUAGAGUGCUAAAUUGUAAUUUCAUCUUUAUAUCUUUCUCUUUUUUAAAAUCUACAUUCUAUUGCUGAUUUUAGGGCUUUUAGAAAAUGUGUUCAGAAUGAUUUAAAAUCAUGAAUGAGUUUUUGAUUCAACAUAUGUUUGUUUAAAAAAGAUCAUGUAUAUACAGUAAUUGAACUUCUAUGAUUUCUGCAAUAUUGUAUGAGAAACUGUUUUUGCAAUAGUUUGUCAAUUUAUCUAUCAACUGAAAUCCAUCAAAACACAUGUAUGAACAAGAUCUAAAUGGUCAUAAAAUUAGCUCCAUAAAGCACUUGGUUAGCAACAAUGUAAUAAACGUUACAUGAGACAAACUCCUUGUGUAAGUCAGCUGAUACAGUGGACUCAUUGUAUAUUUUCAAGUUUAUAGGCUUUAUAAGAAUUCAUAACAUUGAGAUUUCACUGUCACAUUCAUGUUUUUCUGAGGAAUAGUUGCCGAGAGUUAGAUGAGAACACUGAUACCACUCUCAUAUCUGUAAUGUCUGGUAAAAACGAAGGUACAGGCAGCAGCCGGUUAGCUUAGCCUAGCAUAAAGACUGGAAAGAGAGGAAAACUGGCCCUGUCCAAAGGUAACAACAUCCUGCUACAAACACCUCGAAAACAAACAAAUUAAUGUGUUGUGUCUCAUUUAAGUUUCCCCAUGUAGCGGUUUUAUGCAUGGUAAGGUUAUGUGCCGGACUAUUUUCUUGUUGUGGAGUUUUUCAGCAUUAUUUUUAUAAUAAAUUAAACAAAAAGACCUAUAGUGUUAAUUACUAAGCUUUAGAAGUGAUGGUGGACAGAGCCAGGCUAGCUGUUUCCCCCCCGCUUCCAGCCUUUAUGCUAAACUAAUCUAGCUGACUUUAGGCCCUAUCUUCCUAGUUAGUAUGCAGACAUGAGAGUGGUAUCAUUCUCCAAAUCUAACUUUUGGCAGGAAAAUGAAUAAACAUAUCUCCAAAAAUGUCAAACUAUUGCCGUAAACACCGUCAUUGCCAUUGAUGUCUAAUCUUAGUGACAGUUUUAAUUGACUUUUUGUUCAUACCAAGAAAAGGUCAGAAUUGUAAGAACAACGUAGGUGUUGUCAAACCGGCGGGUAAAGUACUUGAAUUUACUAAUCUGGUGAAAAAAAUACAGUGAUCUGACUUUUGUACGUAUUUUUCAAGCUGUGUUAUGUACUUUCAGUUACUGGUGAUUCUUGAAAACUCGCUGUAUGUCUUGCUACUUCGUGUCACACUUCCGAAUUAAAUUCAGACAGUGAAUAAAUUACAGUGUCUUGUGGCACUGGAGCAAUGACCAA
Molecule: messenger RNA, 5716 nt
Organism: Xiphias gladius (swordfish)
Lineage: Eukaryota; Metazoa; Chordata; Actinopteri; Istiophoriformes; Xiphiidae
Product: antigen WC1.1
Exons: 19
Coding region: 22-3921 (1299 amino acids)
Cellular component (GO): membrane
Source: RefSeq, a predicted model, not a curated record